GAGCACGCAUGCGUUGGUCAAUUCCACGAUCUGGGGUUACUGCAUGCGACCGUGGGUCCGGUCGCAUCUCUGACCCGAAGAUCUGCUAGUAAACACAAACUUUUGAGAUAUAAAACGAUCCCCAGUGACGAUAUAUCAAUCCUAUCGUUACAUUAUAAUAUUAAGUGUACAUAAUUAGGCUCACAAUGGUAAGAAUGGACGUAUUUUUAAUGAUCAGGCGAAGAAAAUUGACGAUAUUUACCGAUGCAAAGGAUGAUACUACGGUCCUCGAGCUCAAGAAGAUGAUUGAAGGUAUAAUGAAAGUACCACCGGCAAAUCAACAACUAUUUAACAAGGAUAAUCUUUUAAUGUCAGACAACAAGACUUUACAAGAUUACGGGCUGACAUCGUCAACUGCAAAAGCACAAUGUCCUGCAUUAGUCGGUUUAGCACUGCGUCAGUCAGACGGCCAGUUUGAAUCUCUCGAAAUGACACCAUUCUCAUUACCACCAGAUCUCCCUGACGUUAUGAAGUCUCAGGAAAAUAAUGGCCAAGAGCAGUCUCCUUGAAAUGACGCAGUUGCGUCACUCGACGAUGAAGUUUUGUGUUCUAUGCAACUUAGUAAUCGUCAGAGCAGCUCUGAAUGAUAAGAGAAGGAUAAAAAGGAAAUCUCAUGUACUACAUAUGUGAAUACUAGAGUGUGAAUAUCGUAACUAAACACCGUAUGAAUAUUAGACAUAUGCAAUUUUAUACAAGUAUUCAGAGCUGCAAAAUUUUUCAAUAUUCAAUUUAAUGAGGAUGCUAUAUAGUCACGCGAUCGUCAGUCUUGUAAGGACAUGUGAUGAGUAC
Messenger RNA from Trachymyrmex septentrionalis, 828 nucleotides. It is a transcript of the gene EloB, whose product is annotated as transcription elongation factor B polypeptide 2. NCBI's taxonomy places the organism in Eukaryota, Metazoa, Arthropoda, Insecta, Hymenoptera, Formicidae. Gene Ontology annotation, cellular component: elongin complex; VCB complex. Gene Ontology annotation, molecular function: protein binding. The transcript has 3 exons. Gene Ontology annotation, biological process: transcription elongation by RNA polymerase II. The record is from RefSeq and is a predicted model, not a curated record. The coding region runs from base 186 to 548 and encodes 120 amino acids.